Messenger RNA from Chlamydomonas reinhardtii, 1420 nucleotides. RefSeq lists its product as uncharacterized. The transcript has 5 exons. Gene Ontology annotation, cellular component: cytosol. NCBI's taxonomy places the organism in Eukaryota, Viridiplantae, Chlorophyta, Chlorophyceae, Chlamydomonadales, Chlamydomonadaceae. The coding region runs from base 206 to 913 and encodes 235 amino acids. The record is from RefSeq and is a predicted model, not a curated record.
CCCUUGCGCUACAUGGGGCUCAGCCCAUUUUCCAGCUGUACAAAGCUGACACCCCUUGUCACAUUCGUGUUUAGCUGUUUGAACGCUUCGGACGCUUCCGUUCGCAUUCGAUCCUUGCCGGCUUGCGAUCGAACUGCGCGCCGUAGCCUUUCUCUGCCACCAGUCGGAUUACUUGAUACCAUUAAAGCUCUGCACCGCCGCGAAAAUGGCCCCGGUCACCACCGCAUCGAUUCAGGCCGGCCUUCCGGAAGGCCUGUGGGCAAAAGCGACCUCGCACCCGUUCCUGGACGCUAUCGCUGAUCGGACCAUCCAGCCCGCGCAGUUCAACACCUGGCUGGUCCAGGACUACUUUUACGUGCGCUCCUUCGUGCGCCUCACCGCCGCCACCAUGCUGGCGGCGCCGGACCACCACCUGGACGUGCUGCUGGGCGGCAUGGCGGCGCUACAGUCCGAGGUGGCCUGGUUCAAGGCCAAGGCCGCGGAGCGCGGCCUGCAGCUGGAAGGCACGCCGCUUCAGCCCGCCGCCCGCGACUACAUCUCCUGGGUGGAGCAGCUGUUCGCACCCGCGGCGGCGGCGGCGGCGGGCGCCGACAACGGCGGCGGCGCGGGCAAGGCGGCGCCGUACGCGGUGCUGGCGGUGGUGUUUUGGGCGAUAGAGGCGUGCUACAACACCGCGUGGGGCAGCCUGCGCGGGCGCGUGGCUCCCGAGUAUGACGAGUUCGUGGAGCGCUGGGGCUCCAAGGAGUUUGUGCAGUACGUGGCGGACCUGGCCGUGCAGGCGGACGCGGCGCUGGCGGCCGUGCCGGCAGACCAGGCGGCGGCUGUGGCGGCGGCGGCGGAGGCGGCGGUGCGGCGGGUGGCGGAGCUGGAGGUGGGCUUCUGGGCCAUGGCCUUCCACGUCGACAGCAAGUAGAGGGAGCUGGAAAGCAGGGAAUCAAAGAAGCAGGGAGCAGGAAGUACGGGGCUUAGAGAAGGAGCAAAUGUGGCGUGACGUGUUGGCUGCACAUCCGCGGGGGCGCAAGCAGGCAUCAACUAGUAGUCGGUGGGUGGCACGGAGCAGUGGAGCUGCCGAGAUGGUGACUGACCGUGUGCCGAAAGCUGUAUAUUGUCAUCACCUGGUUUGAAGAUUUUGGCCUCGCCCAGGCUGCCACGUGUGUGAGUGGCCGGCUGGGGGCGCUUCGGAGUUCGGCGGUCCUUGGCGUGUUACCUACGCACCGGCGUUGUCAGUGGCCAAUCAAGGGCUGUUGCUGGUUUCUACACUAGGCAAAUUUGACUGUGUUCUAGACGUAUUAAUGACAUGCGUCGGAAUGCGCACCAUGUGAUGGCGGCAUCGAAGAGCAUGUGGUUACGUGGGGGCGCUUGUGUGCCGAUUGCUGAAGCGAUACGGUGAAAGGAUGGGGUGAAGGAAGGCUGCGGGUCG